Cylicostephanus goldi is the source of this 876-nucleotide messenger RNA. The record is from the annotation of a GenBank genome assembly. NCBI's taxonomy places the organism in Eukaryota, Metazoa, Nematoda, Chromadorea, Rhabditida, Strongylidae.
AUGUUGACGACUAGACAGAACUCUUUGUAUAAUUUGUCGUUACUCUCUGAAAGGAGUGAAAAGUCAACGUUGAGCUUGAAGAAUAGUCCGACACUCUCACGACCGUGGGUUGGGACUAGUAGCAGUAGCGCAUCAAAGGAUGCCGAAGGUCAAAAGCUGUACCAUCUCGUCAAGCCCACAGAACAUGGUCCAUCGGAAAAUCAAGAAAAAAUGGUCACGGAAAUCUACCUCACUAGGUUACUAAUGAUGAAGGGUACACUUCAAAAAUUUAUAAACGAUCUUCUGGAGGCAAUAUUCUCCACCUCGUCAAGAUCCGCACCAUUACCUGCUGCUAUCAAGUACAUGUUUGAUUUUAUGGAUGAACAGGCACUUGAACACGGUAUCACGGAUGCAGAAGUGGUACAUGCAUGGAAGAGCAAUGCUUUACCAUUAAGAUUCUGGGUCAAUCUUAUAAAGAACCCUCACUUUGUGUUCGAUAUCCAAAAACCGACCAAGGUGGAAGGAUGUUUGUCCGUGGUCGCACAGACUCUCAUGGAUGCAUGUUCUACCCAAGACCAUCAGCUUACAAAAGAUUCACCAUCAAGCAAGCUUUUGUUCGCUAAAGACAUGUAUCAGUAUAGGGAUUGGGUGGACAGUUACUAUUCGGAUAUAGCUCGCUUACCACCAAUAUCCGACCAAGAUAUGGCCAGCUUGCUCAAUGAGGAAUCCAGGGUGCAUCGCGGACAAUUCCAUGUGUUUUCGGCAUUGAAUGAGCUCUAUAAAUAUCUCGAUCAGUACAAAGAGCCGAUAAUGGAUGCGCUAGAACACAAUGAACACGCGCAAGCAAGUCGAUUACCAGGACGGUUACAGGUAAUGAAAGUCUUCAUUUAUAUUUGA